GGCUUAUAUUGAUAGUCAAGAAAAUCGUAAAGUCGAUGAAGAUAUUUGUCGCCUCUUAUUUCGUCAAAUAGUUUCCGGGGUUGACUACUUGCACAAAAACUCAAUUAUUCACCGAGAUAUUAAACCGGCCAACAUUAUGCUUGAUGAAACUCACACAAUACCAAAGUUAAUAGAUUUCGGUUUUACAAAUGCUUAUGAUGAAAACAAAGCAAUGUACUCGUUUCUGGGCUCUCCGCAUUAUGCGGCCCCUGAAUUACUAAAGGGCAUAAAAUACGACGGCCCAAAAGUAGACAUAUGGUCCUUGGGAGUAACUCUUUACACGAUGCUCACGGGAAUGCUGCCCUUUCAAGCUGCAAACUUAGAAAAACUUAUUAGUACACAUAAUCAAAGCGCAAUGUACAGUGCCCGAGUACGUUCCAACUGGAGCAAGCGACUUGAUAAAAAAGAUGAUUGUUCGUGAUACAGAGAAACGUAUAAGUAUGGAAGGCGUGCGCCAUCACUAUUGGGUCAUGGAAGGUCACGCGGAACCGCCAGUGGACCUGGCCAUUCCCAGAGAGACGCCAAUACACAACAUCGAUAGAGAAGUUUUCAAUGCUUUAAAAGAUUUUGAUUUCAAUGAUGAAGAGUUGAACUUCCGGGCUUUAAAAGCCGCUUCUCCAAGCAAAAUAAAAAAUGUUUAUUGCUUACUUGUUGAGGCUCGAAACAGAAAAGAAGCUGAAAAACUCAACG
This is a messenger RNA of Zophobas morio, 729 nucleotides long. RefSeq names its product serine/threonine-protein kinase MARK2-like. Lineage: Eukaryota; Metazoa; Arthropoda; Insecta; Coleoptera; Tenebrionidae. Gene Ontology annotation, biological process: protein phosphorylation; intracellular signal transduction. The coding region runs from base 137 to 460 and encodes 107 amino acids. The record is from RefSeq and is a predicted model, not a curated record. Gene Ontology annotation, cellular component: cytoplasm. Gene Ontology annotation, molecular function: ATP binding; protein serine/threonine kinase activity. The transcript has 8 exons.